AUGAUUUCAGAUUUAGGUAUAGAAUAUUUUACUCAUAUUGAACUUGAUUAUCUUGAAGAAAUAGAACUAAUUGAUAUUAGUGUACUUGCAAUUUUACUUACAUUACUAUCAUAUAAUUCUUUAAUUCAUCAACAUAAAUAUGAAUGGUUUCGUAAUAAAGAUAAUCUUAUUCAAAAUGAUGAACAAAUUUCUAACACACAAUUAUUAAUUGAAAAAGAAUUGAUAGUUAUUAAAUUAUUAUUAAACAUACGUAAACAACAAGCAUCAUUAACAGUUGACGAUCUGAAUAGAUAUCUUGAAUCAUAUCCAAUACCAUGUCGAUUAUGA
Molecule: messenger RNA, 327 nt
Organism: Rotaria sp. Silwood1
Lineage: Eukaryota; Metazoa; Rotifera; Eurotatoria; Philodinida; Philodinidae
Source: the annotation of a GenBank genome assembly